AUGCGGGGAUCUGAAGCAUCGGGGCCCGGUGCCCUUUGGGAUGCUCCCUCUACCACCCUCACUACUUCCGUGAUAAGCCGCACACCGUCCGUUCUCCCGGUCGCAGAAGCCAACCAUCCCGCCGCCAUCUCUGACCAAGUCGCCCCCAACAUCGAGCCUGUCCGUAUGGCAAUGUCGGCUAGAAGUCAAGAUGGCGGUAUCGUCAGCGCCAGUGUCAAUACGCCGAGUUCGACCGGCAAGGGCAUCUUGAUCGGCGUCCUCUCCGCUUUUGGCUCUGCGGCUGUCGCGGUGGUCGUCCUGGCGGUGUUCUUCUUCUUCAAGUAUACUCGACGUGGUAGAAUUAUCUUGGAUCGCAUCGGCCGACCCGGUGAAUUCGACGAUGAGCAGGCUUUCUUGCGGGAGGAGUCGGAGGCGCUGGAAACCAUGGAUGAUCUGUCGCGAUCGGAGUACUUGAGAGCGAAAGCCUUCGUCGAAGCCAACCCCCCCGAGUCGAUGCAGACCGAUAUCUCGCUGUCCCAGUUUCUUGCGAUCCAGGAGAAGGGGGUAUCGGCGUGGGAAUUCCAACCGGAGCUGGAAAUCGCCAACUGCUUUGUCGAGGCCCGGACGGAAAUCGAGUUCUACGAUUCGGAAUGCAGCGUUCAGACCAACCUGCCCGUUCCAAAGCAGAACGACGUUUACUAUUGGGAGGCGAAGAUCUACGAUAAGCCCGAUGCCACUCUUAUCAGCAUCGGCAUGAGUACAAAACCUUAUCCGCUGUUCAGACUACCUGGUUUCCACAAAUCAUCGGUCGCCUACCAGUCCACGGGUCACCGGAGAUACAACCAACCGUUCGCGUCCACUCCGUAUGGUCCACACCUCACUCAAGGAGAUGUCGUCGGAAUCGGAUACCGGCCUCGAUCGGGUACAAUCUUUUUCACCCGCAACGGAAAGAAACUCGAAGAUGUUGUCCAUGGUCAGAAGGCGCAGAAUUUCUUCCCCACGGUCGGUGCGAAUGGACCGUGUGCUGUCCACGUCAAUUUCGGGCAGAUGGGAUUUGUGUUCAUCGAAGCGAACGUCAAGAAAUGGGGUCUGGCUCCCAUGACUGGUAGUCUAGCUCCUCCUCCACCAUAUGGAAGCGAGCAAGGCAGUAUUCUACUCGAGUCUGGUCGCGAGAGUGCUGCGCAGAUCUCCCACCGUGUGUACCAAGACGCUGGCAACGCACGAACCAGCUCAACCCUUCGAAUUGCACCCUCUGUCAGUCCUGGCCCGGUGCGAUCCCCAACCGAUAUCUCGCUCGCCCAACUAGCCCAUGUGCCUUCCAAUGAGGAUGCCGGAGAGGGUUCCAGUCGGACAAAUGGAGAUGGCGAGCAGGAUCCGCUACUGAACCCGCACGACGGCGACGAUGCCGACCAGGCCCCUCCCCCGGAUUAUUCUAGUGCGGAUGGGAGUCCGCGCAACAGCGAGGAAAUCUCACGACAAGAUCAGCCGCCCAUACCCAGCUACGAUGCCGCCGUUGGUAAUGCAGACCAUACCCGUGGUGCAAAUGCCACGGACGAAAAUCAUUAA
Molecule: messenger RNA, 1545 nt
Organism: Aspergillus melleus
Lineage: Eukaryota; Fungi; Ascomycota; Eurotiomycetes; Eurotiales; Aspergillaceae
Gene: ssh4
Product: SSH4 family protein
Exons: 3
Coding region: 1-1545 (514 amino acids)
Molecular function (GO): protein binding
Source: RefSeq, a predicted model, not a curated record